AUGAGUUUCAGCGAAAGCUUACCACCACAGACUGUAGAAAAAGAGGAGCAUGAAGAGAAAAUAAUAUUGAAUGUCAAUAACGUCAAGUAUGAAACGUACAGGUCUACGUUGACGGCAUAUCCUGAAACUCUUCUUGGAACAAUGUUUCAAAAACGCAAUUCUGCACUAUUACAGCCUAAAAAUAACAACGAAUAUUCGAUAAAUCGAGAUGGAAAUGUAUUUUAUUAUAUUCUCGAGUAUUAUCGAGAAGGAAAAUUAACAUGGGCUGGACCCCAAUCAAAACCCGUCGUACGACGACGAGACUUGGACAAAGAGCUCGACUACUUUUUAUUACCACCGGUGAUUCCGCCCUACGCAAUUCAGUCAGAUUAUCAAUCAUGUCUUAAGGGAAUGGAGAAAAUAUGUCAACGAGUAUUUUCCAAAAAUUCUCGUAUUAAUCAAUCAUCAACGAAUAAUAUCAGUAUCAAAGUCACAAUAUCGGAAACUAGCAGAUUCUUAAUGGUUCGAUAUAUAAAUCAGAGUGGCAGUUUUCAUGUUUCGACCACACCAAAGGCGAUGAAAAUGUUUGGAUUGUAUGGUGAAGAUAUUUACGAUCAGAUACAGGAACAAUGGCCUGGAUUGGUGUGUAAAACACGGGCAAUCGAUCGCGGAAUUUUGAUUUUUUUGAGUAGAAAUUUAACAGAGACUUCUACUGGUGGCAUGAGAUAUAGCGCGUAUAGGAAGAAGUCGACGAGUUCUCUAAAAGAGGACAGGAGGCCAAGAGGAAGGACCAAGUGA
Molecule: messenger RNA, 777 nt
Organism: Ambispora gerdemannii
Lineage: Eukaryota; Fungi; Glomeromycota; Glomeromycetes; Archaeosporales; Ambisporaceae
Source: the annotation of a GenBank genome assembly